UUAAGCCCAAACAGAGGUGUGGGGGAGUUUCACUCCAUCUUCCGUCCUUUUCACUAAACUCCGACUCGGAAUCUUGCUCCUCACAUUCGUUGUCCUCCUGCAUCACACGUCCUCUUGUCAAGAGCCUGUGCGAUUACAAAACCCCGCGCUGAUUACAGUUUUCUUCUUCUCGACUUGACCAACACACAUCCACCGAUGUCUUCCAUUAAGACUUCGAAAUACGUGUAUUCGUCCACUGCUGGAGGUCGGGGGGACCUCAGCAUCGAAUAUGGAACCGAUAUCGGAGCCCUCACCAGAUUGGAGGAUAAAAUUCGACUUCUUCAAGAAGAUUUGGAAUCUGAAAGAGAAUUUAGACAAAGGAUUGAAAGAGAAAAAUCCGACCUUACAGUCCAUCUAAUGCAGAUUUCUGAACGACUUGAAGAGGCCGAAGGGAGUAGCGACAAUCAGCUCGAAAUGAACAAGAAACGAGACACAGAACUAUCGAAGUUGAGAAAGUUGUUGGAGGAUGUUCAUCUGGAGAGUGAAGAAACAGCACAUCAUUUACGAAAAAAACACCAAGAAGCCAUUGUUGACUUACAAGACCAGUUGGACCAAUCCAACAAAGCAAAAGCCAAGAUUGAGAGAGAAAAACAGAAAUUUCAAGCUGAAGUUUACGAUUUGCUGGCACAAGUGGACAAUGCUAACAAAGACAAAGUAAUUGCUCAAAAGACAGUUGAAAAGCUGGAAGUCUCCAUCCACGACUUGAACAUUCACAUUGAGGAAUUGAACAGGCAGGUGACAGAAGUAAGCUCCCAGAGGGCCAGGCUUAGCUCAGAAAAUGUUGAGCUCAUGAAGGAAACUCAGGAAUACAAAAUGCAGUUAGACAAUGCCAACCACAUCAAAGGUCAACUGGCCACUCAAUUGGAAGAAAUGAGACGACGACUCGAGGAAGAAGAAAGGAGGAGAUCUGCCUUGGAGCAGCACUCUCACACUUUGGAAAUCGAAGUGGAAAGCCUGAAGACACAACUGGACGAGGAAUCUGAAGCUAGGAUGGACUUGGAGAGACAGUUGUCCAAGGCUAACGGAGAAGCUGCAACUUGGAAGUCUAAAUAUGAAGCGGAAUGCCAGGCUCAUGCUGAUGAGGUCGACGAACUAAGACGCCGCAUUGCCCAAAAGACUGCUGAAUACGAAGAACAACUCCAGGCCCUUCUGAAUAAAUGCAGUGCUCUUGAGAAACACAAGUCACGCUUACAGAGUGAAGUAGAAGUUCUGAUAAUGGACUUAGAAAAGGCUACAACUCACGCUCAAAAUAUGGAAAAGAAAUGCGCACAGCUUGAGAAGAUGAAUCAUGAUCUGAAAACGAAGAUGGACGAACUCAUCGCUCUCCUGGAAGCUGCACAAAGAGAUUUCAGGGCUAAAGUGGCUGAAUUACAAAAAUUGCAACAUGACUAUGACAAGCUCAAGGACCAAAGAGAUGCACUUCUCAGAGAAAACAAGAAAUUAUCUGAUGAUUUGGGCGAUUGCAAGAACCAACUGAGUGAGGCUACUCGCAGAAUCCAUGAGAUGGAUCUCGAAAUCAAGAGGCUGGAAACAGAAAGAGAGGAACUAUCCGCUGCAUACCGCGAAGCCGAAUCACUCAGGAAGCAAGAAGAAGCCAAGGCACAGAGGUUGGCACAAGAAUUGGCUCAACUCAGACAUGACUACGAAAAGCGAUUGGCUCAAAAGGAAGAAGAAUUAGAGGCACUUAGAAAACAAUACCAAAUUGAAGUGGACCAAUUGAAUCAAAGAUUAGCUGAAGCAGAAACUAAACUGAAGACAGAGGUAGCACGAAUCAAGAAGAAGAUGCAAGUACAAAUUACAGAACUUGAGAUGUCUCUUGAUGUAGCUAACAAGCAAAACUUAGAUCUCCAAAAGACAAUUAAGAAACAGGCUCUCCAGAUGCAGGAGCUGCAAUCUCACUAUGAUGAAGUAACUCGCCAAUUGCAACAAUCCAUCGACCAAUUAGGUGUAGCAACAAGACGAUGCCAGACUCUGCAAAUGGAAUUGGAUGAAAUGAGAUCAGCCCUUGAACAAGCCAUGCGAGCUAAACGCCAUGCUGAGCAACAGUUUGAAGAAGCCCACAGCAAAGUGAACGAACUAACAACCAUUAAUGUGAACCUGUCAUCAGCUAAAAACAAACUAGAGAGCGACUUCUCAACUCUGCAAUCUGACUAUGAAGAAAUCCACAAAGAGCUGCGUGUGAUCGACGAGCGAUACAACAGAACUAUUAUUGAGCUGAAGACCGUCAAGGAUCAACUAACCGAGGAGCAAGAAAGAUGCGUCAAAAUUGAAUCCAUCAAGAAAUCUCUGGAAAUGGAGGUUCACAGUCUCCAGGUUAGAAUUGAAGAGGUUGAAGCCAAUGCCUUAGCUGGAGGUAGGAGAGUCAUCAGCAAGCUCGAAGCCAGGAUCAAGGAUGUUGAGAUAGAAAUGGAAGAGGAGAAGAGGCGUCACUCCGAGACUCAGAAGAGCUUGAGGAAGAAGGAGACACGCCUCAGAGAAUUGGUCUUGCAAUGUGAAGAUGACCACAAGACAAUCUCCAUGCUAAAUGAUGCGACAGAGAAACUGAGUGAGAAGGUCAAAAUGUACAAGAGGCAGCUUGAUGAACAAGAGGGUAUUUCUCAACAAAAUCUUACUCGAGUUCGAAGGUUCCAGCGUGAAUUAGAAGCCGCAGAAGAUAGAGCAGAAGCUGCAGAAGGCAACUUGUCUAUGAUCCGUGCCAAGCAUAGGUCUUGGGUAACCACCAGCCAAGUGCCCGGAGGAGUUCGACAAGUCUUCGUAACAGAAGAAACCUCAACCAACUAUUAAAUGUUGCAUUCAUAACAUUGCCAUUCGCUAGAACGAACAAUCUAUAGGCUAUAAAUACAUUGGAAUUAUAACAAAAGUUCAGUUGAGUAGGGGAAAAACUAUUUAUUUCAAAGUCUUUGGUAUGCCACGAAAUUUUCUGAAGAUUCUUACUUUAAAUAUUUUUAAAAUGAAUUGUGAUAUAAAAUGUGCCGGUAUUCCAUUUAAUGAGGAAUGAGACUUUUAAACUUUUGAUUAUCGUGUUGCUAUUUUGAGAGUCAUAAUUUAAGCGUUUUCUUUACAUCAACUGUUCUUUUAUUAUAGUACCAAUAUUUUUAAACAUUUUUGCUUAGUUAUGGAAGAAAUUAAAUUCAUUUUACUAUGAGUUUCGAUUCACAUUGCUGUUUCAAGAUUAAAAAUAUGCGUAUGCUAUCACAAAUUGCAUCAUGUACCGUCAAGACAAAUUUACCGUUUAUAUAUAUGCAAAUAAACUAUAGAAUGCAACCAAA
Molecule: messenger RNA, 3308 nt
Organism: Parasteatoda tepidariorum (common house spider)
Lineage: Eukaryota; Metazoa; Arthropoda; Arachnida; Araneae; Theridiidae
Product: paramyosin
Cellular component (GO): bicellular tight junction; myosin complex
Source: RefSeq, a predicted model, not a curated record